AUGAAUAUACCAAAUUUUAUAAUACCGUGUGAAGAUUUAAUAAAUAAACUAAUUGAUAUGUCAGCAGUUCCACUUGGCACAUUACCACCAACAGUUUCAUUAAAAACUGAAAUUUUCAAUGGUAUCUCAAAAUUGGAAAAUGUUAUUAUUCAAUAUGUAAAUGAAAUCUUAAUUGAAUUUCCUUUAUUAAAUGAAUUAGAACCAUAUAUAUUAGAACAAGUUGAAAUUUUAAUUGAUAGAUCAAAAUAUUUUUAUAGUUUAGGAGAAGUUAAUAAAACAGCUAAAGAUGUUGAAUUCAUUAUAGAUAAUUAUAAUUUACUUUUUCAAAAUACAACAGAUCCAACUGUUUUAAAAAAUUUAUUUAAAUCAGUAUUAGGUAGAGUUUGUUCAACACUUAGAAAUAAAUCAAAAGCAAUAAAUUAUUUAAAUCAUUCAAUUAAAGCAUUUCAUUCAAUUCCAAUCGUUCAAGAUUAUUUAUCAACUUGUAUUAUACUUGGUGAUAAAACUGAUGAUUUAUUCUUUAGUAUAAUAAUGGAUGAUAAUAAUAAUAAUAACUCAUCAAUAACAAUCAAUAAUAAUAACAAUAAAAAUAAAAGUAAUAAUAAAAAUAAAAAAGAUAAUUAUAGUAAAAGAUAUAUUAGAGAAGAAGAUUUUAGAUUUGAUACAGAUUAUGAUGUUAGACAUUCAGAUGACGAUGACGAUGACGAUGAUGAUGAAGAUUAUGAAGAUGAAGAUGAAGAUGAUGAAUUUGAAGAGGAUGAAAUAUUAAAUGAUGAUGAUUACUAUUUUAAAUCACAAGAAGCAAUAAUUAGAUCAUAUAAAUUUAAUGACAAUAUUAAUUAUAGUUUAAAGAAUGAAGAUUUUGAUAACUGUGGUGAUAAUGAUAGUGGUAAUAAUAAUAAUAACAAUAAUGCAACAACAACCUCUCCAACAGUAAUUAAACCAUUUAGUAUUGGUACAAUUAAUAAAUUUCAAAUAAUUGAAACACCAUCACUAUCAACUGUAAUAAAGAAAUCAAAUAAUACUUUAAUAUUAUUAGAGAUGGUUAAAACAUUAUUAAAAAAUAUAAAUGGAUUAAUAUUGAUUAAUAUUGAUUUCAACGUUUCAACAAUCGAUGAAAUUGAAGAACAAAUCAAUUAUUUCAUAACAGUAAAGCAAUUCUUUUCAAAUCAAAUAUUAUUAAUUUUUACAAAUUGUAAAUCUUCAAAAGAUUCUGUUGAUUUUAUUGAAUUCUUUAAAAAGAAACUAUUAUCUUCAUCAUCAAAUAAUACCAAUAAUAAUAAUAAUAAUAUUAAUGUAGAAAUACCACCAAUUUUUAUGUAUGAACAUCAUGUUAAUCAAAUUAAAGAAUAUAUAUUAAAAUUUAAAAAUUUCCCAGCUAGUCCAUUUAAAAAGAAUAAUUUAAGUAAUAUGUUUAAUGGAUUAACAGUUGAUCAACAAAAUCAAAUGGACAGAUUACAACAAGAACAACAAAGAAAACAACGAUCACAAGAAAUUGAUUUUGAUAUUUUAGAUAAAAUUAAUAAAUUGGAUUUAAAUAAAUAA
Molecule: messenger RNA, 1545 nt
Organism: Dictyostelium discoideum AX4
Lineage: Eukaryota; Evosea; Eumycetozoa; Dictyosteliales; Dictyosteliaceae
Exons: 3
Coding region: 1-1545 (514 amino acids)
Source: RefSeq, a predicted model, not a curated record